Molecule: messenger RNA, 2143 nt
Organism: Cannabis sativa
Lineage: Eukaryota; Viridiplantae; Streptophyta; Magnoliopsida; Rosales; Cannabaceae
Product: serine carboxypeptidase-like 42
Exons: 9
Coding region: 433-1941 (502 amino acids)
Biological process (GO): proteolysis
Molecular function (GO): serine-type carboxypeptidase activity
Source: RefSeq, a predicted model, not a curated record
UUAUCUCAUUAUUAUCUAUUGAAAGUUGUAAGUGGAUACUAAGUAACCGGACAACACAAAGAAAAUACUAUUGUAUUGACUCAUCCGCAGUUGUAAACAAAAAUUUCUUCCAAGUCAAACAAGUAAGAAACCAAUAAUUUUUUUCCCAAUAAACUAAAGAAAAAUUCAAUCUUUCUUUUUCUUUAUUAUUAAAUUUAUUCUGUCGUUAUAGCCAUUGGUCCAUUGUAUCAAACUCGAUUCUUUCAAUAAACUAUUUUAGUAGCCAUUUUGUUAAAGCAAGCCAGGAAUCACGUGCCCUUUUAAGUUUAGUUUGUUUUCUUAAGGAAAUAAUAGAUAAGAAAAUUUUGUAUAUAAAUAAGGAGAAUUAUGUAAAAGGAAUGAAUAGAAGAAAGGUUGUGUUUUUGGUUUGUGAGAAUCUUGGGAUUCUCCAAAAUGGGUGUUGGUGGUGUUGUGUUGAGCUGUGUUUGUGUUUGGUUGAUUGUGGUUGGAGUUGAGGCAUACCCAGUUGAGGAUCUGGUGGUGGGAUUACCAGGACAGCCCAAAGUUGGGUUUAGACAAUAUGCAGGGUAUGUUGAUGUGGAUGUCAAAGCUGGAAGGAGCUUGUUUUAUUACUUUGUUGAAGCAGAUAAGGUGCCUGAUAAAAAGCCCCUUACACUCUGGCUCAAUGGAGGUCCUGGUUGUUCAUCUAUAGGUGGAGGAGCAUUUACAGAAUUGGGUCCAUUCUAUCCGAAAGGCAAUGGCCGAGGACUUCGCAGAAAUUCAAUGUCAUGGAACAGAGCAUCAAAUCUCCUCUUUAUUGAGUCUCCUGCUGGUGUGGGAUGGUCAUACUCGAACACAUCUUCAGAUUAUAAUGCCGGCGAUGCUUCCACUGCGAAUGACAUGCGUGUAUUCUUCUUGAAAUGGUACGAGAAAUUCCCGUCUUUCAGAUCUAGAGAUUUGUUUCUUACAGGAGAAAGCUAUGCAGGGCACUACAUACCACAAUUAGCUAUUGCUUUAUUGGAUUACAAUGAACAUUCAACUGGUUUCAAGUUCAAUAUUAAAGGAAUUGCUAUUGGGAAUCCUCUACUCAGACUUGAUAGGGAUGUUCCAGCUACAUAUGAAUUCUUUUGGUCACAUGGAAUGAUUUCUGAUGAAGUCGGUCUCACCAUCAUGAACGAAUGUGAUUUCGACGAUUAUGUCUUUGCAAGUCCCCACAAUGUAACACAGUCUUGCAACACAGCCUUAUCUGAAGCCAAUGACAUAGUUGGUCAGUACAUAAACAAUUACGACGUGAUCCUUGAUGUUUGUUAUCCAUCCAUAGUCGAGCAAGAGCUGAGGUUGCGAAAAUUGGCUACUAAGAUAAGCGUCGGUGUUGAUGUGUGCAUGACUUACGAAAGGCGUUUCUAUUUUAACCUUCCCGAGGUUCAGAAAGCUCUUCAUGCCAACCGAACAAAUUUACCUUACAGCUGGUCCAUGUGUAGUGGAGUUUUGAAUUACAGUGACACAGAUGGUAACAUAAACAUCCUACCAUUGCUCAAAAGAAUAGUUCAAAAUCACAUUCCAGUUUGGGUUUUUAGUGGCGAUCAAGAUUCCGUGGUGCCUUUACUAGGUUCAAGAACACUCAUCCGUGAACUAGCACACGAUCUGAAUUUCAAGAUUACAGUACCAUAUGGAGCUUGGUUUCACAAAGGCCAGGUAACCCAAUGCUGCAACAAACUUCUUGAUUUCUUUGGUGUUCAUGUUCGAGUCAUGAAUCUUAUGAGUGGUGUUAAUGCGUGCCAUGUUUUUCGACAGGUUGGAGGCUGGGCUACCGAGUAUGGAAAUCUGCUGACUUUUGCCACAGUAAGAGGGGCUGCACAUAUGGUGCCAUAUGCACAGCCUUCCAGAGCAUUGCAUCUGUUCAGCUCGUUCGUCAGCGGCCGAAGGCUGCCAAACAAUACCCGUCCUUCUAUUGAUGAUUGAGAAGAGUUACUAUUGAGUGGAAGAUUAGUAGCUUUUUUCUUUUUAGUUGAAGAAUAUAGAAAAUUUGCUUUUCAUAAAGGCAAUAAGGAAAGAUGAUAAUAGUGAUUGGUUAGUUUUCAUGGAAUAUUUAUCAAAGAAAGAAAGGGAAAACAAUUGAUUGUAUUUUGCAAAAUUGUUAAAAUGUGAUUAAGCAAUUUCUACA